AUGUCUUUCUUCAAAAGUAUGUCCGCUACUACCAUCCUUCUGCUCGCCGCUGCAGACGCAGCCGUUCUUCCUCAACGCCGUGCCGGCGGACUCGGUUGCACCCCUCCGGAAUUCGCAAAGAACGAAUUUCAAAACUGGCAGUCCUCUGCGCCCUUCACAAAGGAUCCCGUCAUGGGCAGCCCAGUCUUCUGCAUUUCCAACGCUGAAGAUAACUGCGAAUUGUCCCAAGGCAUCGCACACACGGAGGGAGUCGAAGACAGCGUGGAAGUGUCGGUCAGUGCUGGCUUUACUUUCGCCGAGGUAUUCGAAUUGGGUGCAAGCGUCGCCUACGCACACGCUUGGAGUUCCUCAGACGAAACAUCUUUCGGGGACACCCAGCUCUGCCCUGCGGGUGGAAUAGAAUGCGGCGUUGUUGCUUACCCAAAGAUUGUCACUGUCAGUGGGCAGGUCAGGAAGGUGACUGAUCGUGGCUGCGGCGAUGCAUUAGCCUGGACAGAUUUCUCGUUCACUGCCCCAUCCAUCGAGAACGUGAGCGGUUCUAACGGGAAAGGCAGCACUACCUUCAGGACUUGUCUGCAGUCUUGUGGAACCCCAGAUUUCCCUGACUCUUGCGCGCCUGCCAAAACGCUCCCAAUCUGCCCCAGUGCUGAUCCGGGAGUGAAGGUUGGUCUUGGAAACAUCGGAGGAACUGUUGGAUUCAUUCCUACUGAGCAGUUCGGCCAGCCUAUCGACCCCGUCGAGGGAAGCGAGUAG
Parastagonospora nodorum SN15 is the source of this 753-nucleotide messenger RNA. RefSeq lists its product as hypothetical. NCBI's taxonomy places the organism in Eukaryota, Fungi, Ascomycota, Dothideomycetes, Pleosporales, Phaeosphaeriaceae. The transcript has 2 exons. Bases 1 to 753 code for a protein of 250 amino acids. The record is from RefSeq and is a predicted model, not a curated record.